Molecule: messenger RNA, 514 nt
Organism: Nicotiana tabacum (common tobacco)
Lineage: Eukaryota; Viridiplantae; Streptophyta; Magnoliopsida; Solanales; Solanaceae
Source: RefSeq, a predicted model, not a curated record
CUAUGAUUCACUUUUCAACACAACUACACCAAGAACUUGCUUUAGUGAUUAAACUUUCUUUUUCAACAAAUCUCCCAACAACAAAUUAAGAAAACAUGUCUUGCAGCGGAGGAAACUGUGGCUGUGGAUCUGGCUGCAAAUGCGGCAGUGGCGGAGGAUGUGGGAUGUACCCAGACUUGGAGAAGUCCACUACCUUUAUUACCAUCAUUGAGGGUGUUGCUCCCAUGAACAACUUUGUGGAAUCAGGAGAGAAAGCAGCAGAAGGAGGAAAUGGGUGCAAGUGUGGAUCAAACUGCACCUGUGACCCUUGCAAUUGUUAAGAUAAUCCCACUCCAAAAACUGCAUUGUGUCUCUGUAUUAAAUGUGUUUUCUAAAAGUUAUUGUAAUUAAUAACAAUAAAACUACAACCAUGGAACAGAUCAUGAUCAGUUCUUAGGUUUGUGUGUUGCUGCUGUGACGUGGCUUUUCUGUUUGUUGUCAAUAUACUAUAUAAGUUUGUUUGUGUCUUUAUUAA